AUGUCGACGCAAUGGCCGAUAACCGACGCCGGCGACGAUCCAUCAGGCUCGUCCCAGGGCUCUUCACAGGGCUCCUCGAUCCACGAAGACGUCGCCGACUUCUCCCCCUCCCGCACUCCACUCACAUCCACCUUCGAGUCGCCUCUCCUCCCCGAGAACGCUGCGACGUCCCGCUCGUUACCGAUUAAUUUCGUUUCCUCCCCGCUAAAUCCUAACCACGCUCCCCACAGACAGCCUUUGGCUCGCCAGAGCCCGUCUUUCAACCGCCUUGCCUCGGAGGAGUCUCACGCGCUUGCCGCCCAGCUGUCUUCCUUGGACUCUGGCCAUCGCGGCUCUAUGAUCCUCUACAAGCUCGACCUCGCACCCCCCAGGAUGGGCCAGCGCGACUCCAUCGCUUCCUCCUCUGGCGCCUCUUUGCUCUCCUUGUCCGCCGACUCAAAGUACCCAUCUGGUGCCGUCGUCCAGAGCCAGCGCGGCUUCGUACCGUAUGCGUUCGAUCCCGAGCAAGAGCUCAGCGAUUUCCCGGACGACGAUGACUAUCUUCACGUCCCCGACCCCAAGACCGACAGGGUCUCGUUCUGGUCCUGGCGAGGAAUCGUGAACAUGUCCAUGCUCGCCAUCCUCCUCGCCGCCCUUCUUGCGCUCUUCGUCUGUUACCCCGUGGUCACCUACUUCCGCGACAACAAAUACAAUAGAGCGAUAGCAGACAAUAUCGCCGUCAACGCCACCGGCCAGCAGGCGACCCGCAGGGAACUGGCCGACGAGGCCGUGCUCGCCCUCCCGCACGCGCAGAAGGCGCCCUUGAUCGACCCAGAUACUCCUGCCUCGGUGCGGACGCGCGUCGGCUCCGACGGCGAGCCAUACGAGCUCGUCUUUUCGGACGAGUUCAACGCCGACGGGCGGACGUUCGGUGGGGGGGACGACCCAUUCUGGGAAGCUGUGGAGGACCGUCCGUUCGCGGUCACGACGCGUGGGGGCAGCCUGCGCGUCGCUGCGGACGGCAUGCUGCAGAGCUGGAACAGGUUCUGCUUCACGGGCGGGUACAUCGAGGUCGCGGUGCGGUUGCCUGCGGCGCGCGCUGGCAGCUACGAGGCUGCGGCGUGGACCAUGGGCAACCUCGCACACGCCGGGUUCCCUGCGACGAUGGAGGGCGUGUGGCCGUAUGCCUAUGACGCGUGCGAUGCAAGGACGCUCCCGGAUCUGACCCAGCCUCAACUGAGUCGGGGACAGCGGUUAUCCGCAUGUACAUGCUCUGGCGAGGACCAUCCUGGGCCGAGCACGUCGAAGGGCCGCGGUGCCCCUUCGGUCGACAUUUUCCGUACUUUGACCGACCGGCGCGUCUCUCAGACAGCAUGGUUAGCUCCAUCGCCGCACGAUCACGUCAACCGUAUACCUGUCCGAUCAAGAGAACAGUUCGUUUCAUUCGGUUUUGAGUACUCUGUAGAUCCAUCGCGACCCGGCGCAGGCUUCAUGCAUUGGCAGCUCGAUGGCCAGCCAUCAGAGACGCUCGGGAGCGCGGCAUACCCGCUCGAUACCCCGCGUCGUUGGAUUCCGGAAGAGCCCAUGUCGAUCGUCCUGAGCCUUGCCAGCGACUUGUCCGCGGACACUGAGCAUAUGGAGAUGCUCGUUGACUAUGUCCGGGUAUACCAGCGCACGGGACAGCGCAACGUCGGGUGCAGCCCCGCGAGAUACCCCACGGCGGAAUAUAUCGAGGCGCAUAUAGAUGCGUAUACUAAUCGAAGCAUGGCAUCGUGGUCACAAGCGGGUGGGCGGUACGCAUGGCCAAAAAAUUCCAUGAGUGGCUGCUGA
Molecule: messenger RNA, 1809 nt
Organism: Sparassis crispa
Lineage: Eukaryota; Fungi; Basidiomycota; Agaricomycetes; Polyporales; Sparassidaceae
Product: Beta-glucan synthesis-associated protein
Exons: 7
Coding region: 1-1809 (602 amino acids)
Biological process (GO): (1->6)-beta-D-glucan biosynthetic process; fungal-type cell wall organization
Cellular component (GO): plasma membrane; endoplasmic reticulum membrane
Molecular function (GO): glucosidase activity
Source: RefSeq, a predicted model, not a curated record